AGCAGAGAUUAAUUUGUGCCCACAUGAUCAGCGGCGAGACGGUCAAGGCACGAUGCGACUGUGAAAUGUGCAAAUUUUUUGUUCAGAUGCUGAUGUGACAUGCGAUGACGCCAUGGACGCACGCGAGCUUCAUUGUACUACUUAAUUUUUGGGUGGAAAUCGCCAUGCGCGCGCCUCCGUGUCCAUAUUUGUCACUGUUAAUUAAUUAAUCGAGCACUUCUCGUUCUUCGUCUUCUUCCUCCAGCCAGUGGUCGCAUCCAUGGUGUCGCCAUCUUGGCCGGGGCGGCGUCCAAACUCCAAAGUCUCCCGGUCUAUACGCCGAGAGGACUUAACCGCGUUCCUUAAUCAAUCGUGUCUUGUGCUUAGUGUAAAAUUAAGCUGACAAGGCUAGCUGAAGAUAGGCGAGAGGAUCGAUGGCGGCGGCGCCGGCGCCGGAGGAGAAGGUGUUCGUGGCGCUGCCGGCGGAGCCCAAGGCCGGGAGGUCGACGCUUUCGUGGGCUCUCGGCCAUUUCCGCGACACCGGAGGAGGCACUGUCGUCGUCGUCGUCACGCAUGUGCACGUGCCGCCGGAGAUGAUCCCCGUCAUGGGGGUCAAGUUUCAUGCUAGUAAACUGAAUCCGGAGCAGGUGAGCUUGUUCAGAAUGGCUGAGCGUGAGAAGGUGAACGAGCUUUUAGAUCACUACGUCAAUCAAUGCGUGAGGAUGAAGAUGAAAUGUGAGAAGCUAGUCAUUGAGAAUGAAAAUGUUGUAGCUGGUCUUCUGGAACUUAUUGCCUUGCAUGGCAUCACCAAGCUAGUAAUUUCAGCUGCUCCAGACAGGAAUUACUCAAGAAAAAUGGACAAACCAACGUCGAGGACAGCAACAGAAAUUAUGCAAUGGGCUAGCCCAUCAUGCAAGAUUUGGUUUGUCUGCAAGGAACGGUUAAUCUGUACAAGUAGCAAGGAUGUGGAAACUGCACCCGUACAUACACCUUCCAUUCCUGAUACUGGUCACGAUGUUCUGCAGUUGUCACUUCACCAGGAACAGGAUGACAACAAUGAGUUGGAACUGGGGUUUUAUGAUGAGAUCAAAGAAGCAUGCAAAGCAGCUGAGAACUUGAUGAGUAGAGCUUUAGCCGAAUCUUCCAGGCGGCAGAAAGCAGAUGAAGAACUAGUUUCAUCUCUUCAGAAAGCUAAAGAAUACGAAGAGCUGUACUUGGAGGAAGUUAAAAAGAGGAAAGAGCUGGAAGGAGCUCUUGCAAGAGCAAGUAGAGAAGUUGCUCUACUGAAACAAGCAAGAGACCUAGUCAAGAAUCAUCAGAACACAAUCAUGGAGGAACCGAAAGAAGAGACUGCAGAGAAUUUGAUUUUGCAGCAACGCAUGGUCGACAUGAAGGCCGGAGACUUGGGAUCCUCUGGGCAAGCAAUUCUGCAGGAGUACCUUGAUCAUGACAUCAGUGUCGUCAGAGAACUGGAGGCGUUGGUCAGACAAAGGAAGCUGGCUUCAUCAUCUUCUCCAUCGUCAGUGAUACAGUCGCCUUUCGAUGAAGAAUGCUGCAUCCCUUCCUACUUCAUCUGUCCAAUCCUUCAGGAGGCGAUGAGAGAGCCUUGCAUUGCAGCCGAUGGAUUCACCUACGAAACAGAUGCGAUCAGAGGGUGGCUUGAUGGAGGGCAGAGUGUAUCUCCCGUUACCGGGCAACAGCUUGCACACCAUGAGCUCAUUCCAAACCUCUCUCUUCGUUCUGUGAUCCAUGAUCAUGCAAGGAGGCAACGAUUUUCAUUUUCCUGAUGUAAUGUCUACUAACUUCAUCACUGAUAUAUGUAUCAUCCAACCGGAAAAAAACAUCGUGAAAUAUUUGUCACUGUUUCUUGUAAGUUUUAAUCUGUCUGUAAGUAUGACAGUAUAUUCAGAAAAUAUACAGCUUACGAAAUGCAG
This is a messenger RNA of Oryza brachyantha (malo sina), 1913 nucleotides long. RefSeq names its product U-box domain-containing protein 33-like. Bases 414 to 1766 code for a protein of 450 amino acids. The record is from RefSeq and is a predicted model, not a curated record. Lineage: Eukaryota; Viridiplantae; Streptophyta; Magnoliopsida; Poales; Poaceae. Gene Ontology annotation, biological process: protein ubiquitination. Gene Ontology annotation, molecular function: ubiquitin-protein transferase activity. The transcript is spliced from 8 exons.